UGCGUGAAAUUAUUCGAGUAGAUGAAAAAGGUAGCCUCUUAUUAUGAGGUGAUCAAACAUAAACAGAGUAUAAAUCACAACGAAUUUCACUCAUUUUUCAUCCUUGAUCACUCUCGACCAACUCCUCGAUCAGCUCACUACUUCUCUCUACAAAACCGACUAAAUUUCAAAAUGCCUGCUGACUUUAGUGGAACAUGGAAAUUUGUGAAGGGAGAGAAUCUGACUACUCUGUUGGACAAAUUGAACGUUCCAGCUGACAAGCGUCCAUCCCAAGAGGGCUCCACUGUAACCAUUUCUCAAAGUGGUGACAGCUUCUCCAUAAAGACAACCACUGCAGCUGGAGACAGGAAUGUCAGCUUCUCCAUUGGAACCAGCUUCGUGGAUCCAGACAUCAAAGCUUUAAGAGGGAAGGAGUUGAGUGUGACCCCAGCAUGGGAUGGUGCUAAGCUGGUGCUCAAGGGAGAGAAGGGCAACGGUGUUACCCGUGAGCUUGUCGGGGGACAGAUGGUCGUUACUUUUGAAUUCGACGGCGUAUCAGCCAAGCGCUACUUCGCCAAAGCCUAAAUGGUGGCUAACAGUAAAACAUCAAGCCUCAAUUGACACGUCUAAUCAGACACGAAAAAGGACUGACUCUUUGCAAUAUUAAAUACAACUUGGACAUUUUGCAAAAACAACAUCGAAAAUUGAGGCUGACGUAAUCAUGCCACCCUUGUAAGGAAACAGGGCAAUGUGUGUUCACAUACAAGAUAUGUUCAAAAGUUUAAAAGUUUAAAUAAAAUUUUUGGAAAUAAGUA
Messenger RNA from Anneissia japonica, 794 nucleotides. Its product is annotated as fatty acid-binding protein, intestinal-like. NCBI's taxonomy places the organism in Eukaryota, Metazoa, Echinodermata, Crinoidea, Comatulida, Comatulidae. Bases 22 to 564 code for a protein of 180 amino acids. The record is from RefSeq and is a predicted model, not a curated record. Gene Ontology annotation, cellular component: nucleus; cytosol. Gene Ontology annotation, biological process: fatty acid transport. Gene Ontology annotation, molecular function: fatty acid binding. The transcript has 2 exons.